AUGGCAAACUCACAUUUAGAUUAAUUUAUCCAAUUCGAGAAACGACUUGGUAUAACAUAAAAAAAUUUUGAAGAUAAAUAUUUAUUUCCUAGCUUACGUAAUAAAUUAAUGUAAUUAUCCUCUUAAUCAAAUGAGGUAAUAACGUAAUUAUUAGACUAACCUCAUGUUAAUUUAUAUUUAUCAUUUGGUUCAGUUAUCUAAGCUGACAUUGAUGGAUUUACAAAAGAACAAUAAACAUUAUUUCAUUUUUACGGAGCAAGUAUUAUAUCUGAUGCUUGUUAAUUUUUAUAAUUACCAAUUACAACAUGUGUGUCUGCUUAAACUAUUUUACAUAGAUUUUAUACAAAAUCUUCUUUUUUAAAAUUUGAUAUAAGAGAUGUAGCAUUAGGUGCAGUUUUUUUAGCUGGAAAAGCAUAAGAAACUAUUAGAAAACCAAGAGAUAUUGCAUAUGUAUUUGAUUAAAUAUUUAAAUUUCAAAAUAUAAAAAAAGUAACAAAAGAAAUGGAGAGAUAAAUAUUGAAAUAAUUGGGCUUUGAAUUAUAUUAAAUAACAUGGAAUGAGCAGCCACAUAGAUUAAUGUACUUCUAUAUUAAUUUGUUCAAAUCAAAUCCAAAUAAUUAGUAGACAAUGUAAUAAUAGAUAUAAUUUUAGAAUUUCACUCGAAAAGCAUUUAAUUAUCUAAAUGAUUCCUAUAGGACUGAUUUAUGUUUGUUUUUACCAUUUUAAAUGAUAGUUGCUUCAUGUAUAUAUUUAGCUUUCAGAAAAGAGAAAAUGGAAGUUCCAAGAACUCCUUGGUGGACUAUAAUGGAAACUUCAUAUGAGAAUUUGAUGUUAGGAGGUGGUAAAAUACAAAAUAUUUAUAAUUAAUUUAGUAAAAAAAUGCCAAAGUUUGAAGAUUGCAAAAAGAUACUGGAUUUAAUUGCUUAAAAAAAUAAUAAUUAGGAAAGAUUUCCAGUUAAAUAUAUGGAAGAAAAUUAUUCUCUUAUAAGCCUUUAAUAGAUUAAUAAUAAUUAAGAAAUUUCAAUGAUUGAAAACAAUAAAAAACUAUAAAAUAUUCAAUAUUUAUAAUAAUAAUAAUUUAAUAUUAUGAAAUAAUAAUAAAAUAUAAUGUAUUCAUAUUAAUAACCUUUCUAAUAGAAUUAAAUUUCUUAAUAAUAAUCAUAGUAGUCUAAUCUUCAAACUCUAUUAUCUUAACCUAUAAAUUAUUAUAAUUAAUCUUAAAUGUUUGCUUAAUAAUAAUAAAUAUAAUAAUAAUAAACAUAAUAAUAAUAAAAUAAUUAAUAAAAUUUCAAUGUAUCAUCAAAAUCAUAAUAAAUAAUAAAUAAAGAUAGAUCAUAAUCUUAGCAUAGAGAAAGAGAAUAAUUUUCAUAAAGAAAGCGUUCUUAUUCACACCAUAAAAAAUCAAAAUCUAGAAAACGUUCAUAUAGUAGGGAUAGAAAAAAAAGAAAUAAAGAAUCCCGAAGAUCAUAAGAAAAGAAAAAUAUAGAGAGAAAAGCCCAAAAAGAAAUAGAAACGGAUCUAAUCAUCGAGAUAAAGAUUUAAAUUAAAAAAAUUAUUAUUAAAAUAAUAACUUUUAAUAUUAAAAUGAUAAUAAAAAUAACAAUGAUUAUAAAUACAAAGAUAGUAGAGACCGAAAAGAUAAAAAAAGAAGUACAAGUAGACACCAUAAAAAUAAAAAACAUAACAAAAAUAAACGUAGUUAUUCAGAAAAAAGAUACUAAAAUAGAAAAAGUUAAGAAAAUAAUAAAGAAAAAAAAAAGAUGA
This is a messenger RNA of Ichthyophthirius multifiliis, 1764 nucleotides long. Its product is annotated as n-terminal domain protein. The record is from RefSeq and is a predicted model, not a curated record. The transcript is spliced from 3 exons. Gene Ontology annotation, biological process: regulation of transcription by RNA polymerase II. Gene Ontology annotation, cellular component: nucleus. NCBI's taxonomy places the organism in Eukaryota, Ciliophora, Oligohymenophorea, Hymenostomatida. Gene Ontology annotation, molecular function: cyclin-dependent protein serine/threonine kinase regulator activity.